UGCUGGAGAGUUGCAGUGGAAGUGUGGAACAGUUGACCGGGCUCCGUGGAACGUUGCUUCAGCAAUGCACCGUUCUUUCACGGGCAAACGCGUCGACGUCUAUUGACUUUAAGUUCUCCAGCAUUGCAGUGCACGUCACGUUGACAGAACAGAAAUCUAAAUCUAUAUUUCUUAAUCCACACAACAAAAUAUCAGGGCAGUUUUUUUCCAAGUAGCAUCGUUCUCGUCCUUGUAGGAACAAAAGUAAGGUCGUUAAAUUUGACAUCUUCAAGCAGUUUCUAUUUCCAUGAUCUUCCAUGUUGAUUGAUCAGGGCGUUCAUCCGUCAAACGCUGCAAUUAGACGAAGUCAAUCUCGUUUGCUUGACUCGACAAAUGAAGUCAUCCGCAAAGGAGUAAAUAUAUAAUGAAAUGAAAAAAGUUGGAGAUUUGAAGUGUGCCCAUGGAUUUCAAUAAUUAGCUUCUUGUUGCUCCGGAAGUUGAAGCAGAGCCAGAGGCGGAGAUGAAGUGUAGUUGGCAUCCGUGGGAGCGCGGCGUUGGCGUCUGUGCCUCCUGCCUCCGGGAGCGCCUCCUCGCCCUCACCACCGAGGUGCAGGUCGCGCCGUCGCCGGAGUUACCUUCGUCGAUGGAGUUCCCACGAUCUGUUUCCCCUUAUGCGUCCCGUGUGCCCGCCGGUCGUUCCCGGCGAUCAUAUUCCUCCAUUUUGUCCUCCUUUUUCGGCCGCCGUGGCUCCGGUGAGGACCGCAGUUGGCUUCCCGAUAUUCUACGUGGCCGACGGAAGAAGAAGAAGAAGAAGCUCACAGCGGCGACUUCGGACGCGAAGGGGAAAGGGCGCGAAGUCGAAUCGCCGGCGAGCGGCGGAGGCAGCGGCUUCGGCCUGCCGGAGGGAGACGCCCGGUACGAUGUUGCGUCGGCCAUGCCGUCGUGUCGGCUGACGCCGCUUCCGAUGAGAGCUGCAACCGCGAAGCACCGCCACCAGAGUGUCGGAGGCGAGCUCUCCGGGUAUGGCGCGUGCUGCAGCCCGUUGGUGACCGCCGGCGCCUCCCGGCAGCGGUCCUGGGCGGCGGAGGUUGGGACUGCCAACGGCGUGCCUAGGUUGGCGCACCACCGGCGCCACGAGUCCGCCGAAGGGCCUUUGCUCCGCUCGGACCUUUCUCGGAAGUUGUCCGAUUUGGUCAAGUUCAGGUGACCGGUGAACGAGACGACCUUUUGCCGUUUUGCAGUCAUUUUCUUUUAUAAAUAAAAUGAGACUUUAGCAUGCUCA
Messenger RNA from Zingiber officinale, 1261 nucleotides. RefSeq lists its product as uncharacterized. The transcript has a single exon. The record is from RefSeq and is a predicted model, not a curated record. Bases 500 to 1186 code for a protein of 228 amino acids. Lineage: Eukaryota; Viridiplantae; Streptophyta; Magnoliopsida; Zingiberales; Zingiberaceae.